Molecule: messenger RNA, 2295 nt
Organism: Eimeria acervulina
Lineage: Eukaryota; Apicomplexa; Conoidasida; Eucoccidiorida; Eimeriidae
Exons: 4
Coding region: 1-2295 (764 amino acids)
Cellular component (GO): nucleoplasm; nucleolus
Source: RefSeq, a predicted model, not a curated record
AUGUUAUUUAACUCAUUUAAACGCCCUCUGCAGCGGCUGGGCUGUGCACUGACCUCCACUAGCUGCAGCAAGAGCAGCAGCAGCAGCAGCAGCAGCAGCAGCAGUAGCAGCUGUUUCUGCUGCAGCGCCGACUGGGGGCUGCUGCUGCUGCAGCGGCACCUCAAUUCAGGCUAUAUUGCUGCAGCAGCUGCGCAAAACUCUGCUGCUGCUCCCCCUCAUGAUGGACUUCGCCCCCCUUCAACAUCAGCAGCAGCAGCACAAACAGCAGCACAAACAGCAGCACAAACAGCAGCAGCAGCAGCAGCAGCAGCAGCAGCAGAGCCUUCUCCGUUUGAUAGCGAGCAGCUUUCAGAAGAUUCGAGCGAUGAGGGGGGCCCCGAGGGGCCCCUGCAUUUUGAUAUUGAGGGCCCAGCGCAUGCAAACCUGUGGCUAGGAGACAGUCUCUGCGGAGCAGCAGCAGCAGCAGCAGAAGCAGCAGCAGCAGCAGCAGGAGAGGGAGAGGCGGAGGCAGCAGCAGGUCGUGCGACAGUAGAAACAAGAACAGCAGCAGCAGCAGCGAAUGCUGCUGCAGGAGCUUCUUCGUGGUGCGCUGCUGAAGAAGACUGCGAUGAGGCUGUCGCGCAGCUGCUGGCCAGAACAGCAGCAGCAGCAGCACCAGCAGCAGCAACAACAACAGCAGCAGCAGCAGCAGGAGACAAUCAAGAGACACAAUUUCUUCAACGUCGAGGACUGAAGGGAACUCCAUUGGGAGCAGCAGCACUGGACAGCAGCAAAAGGCGUAGAGACGCUUUGCUGCAGCGCCUUGCACUAGCAGAGAAACUUGCUGCUAAGGGGACAGACAGCAGCAGCAGCAGCAGCAGCAGCAGCAGCAGCAGUGUGAUUGCAUUUAUGAACGAAGAACAGAGAAUGGGGGGCAAGAAAAAAAUAAAAAAACAAAAAGACAAACAGCCGGCAAGCCGUGUGUGGGUAACGAAGGUGUGCGAUAUCGACAGCCUUGCAGCAGCAGAUAUGAACAGAGCUUUUAUGCUGCUGCUGGUGCAGCAGCUGCCUGCUGAAGUUGUGCUGCAGCUGCUAACGCGUAUUGGGGUGUAUAGGGACUGCCCAACGCAGAGGGCUUAUGAAUGCUUGUCUGCUGAUUUUGCUGCUGCAGUAUCUCGUUGCAUGGAGCAGCAGCGAACUCCAGCAGCAACAGCAGCAGCAGCAGCAGCAGCAGCAGCAGCACUCCUCACCAGGUGUGUGAGGCCCUUACCUGCUAUACUGAGUCAUCCCUAUCGCUUGUCUUCAUAUACUCAGCUCUUAGGAGAGUGCUCAUUAAAGAAAUAUCUGUAUAUACACCUCAAGAGACACGGGGUGCUGCCACCGCAGCAGCUGCUGCAGCAGCAGGAGCUUCAUGUUAAGCAGCUGCUGCAGCAACCGCAGCUUGUUUUGUCUCCUCACCCUCAACAUAAUGUAGACAUUCAUAACCCACAACUUGCUGCUGCUGAGAAGAUGCUGCUGCCCCCCAGCAACAGCAGCAGCAGCAGCAGCAGCAGCAGUAGCGUAGGUUCCAGCAACAGUGCCAGUAGCAUUGACAGCAGCAGCAGCAACAGCAGCAGCAGCAGCAGCAGGAAGAGGAGCAGGAGGAAGGAUGAGGAGGUCCCUCGACCCCCUCUGUAUGAUAUCAUUCUUGCUGCUGAACAUAUGGGUGUAGAUUACAGAGAACUUCUUCAGCGCAGCAGCAGCAGCAGCAGCAGCACGAGCCUGCAGCAGCAGCAGCAGCAGCAGCAGCUAGAAGAAGAGGAGGGAAAUGAAAUGUACACCGUAGAGACAGACCCGCUGCAGAUGCAGCGCGUGCCUGUUGCAGCACCAAGGCAGCAGAUGACCAGUGUUGCUGUUCCUGAUGCAGCAGCAGCAGCAGCAGCAGCAGCAGCUGCAGCAGCAGCAGAAUCAGACGAUCCUCCAAAACUGAGGCCGUGGUGGAGGACCCGUUGGGGUGAGUGGGGUGAUUCCUUCUCCUACAAAGGAGUGCGUUAUAAAGUUGUAGAGGGUAAGGGAUGGACGCGGCUGCCACUGCAGCAGCAGCAGCAGCAGCAGCAAAGACGUUUAGGGCCCAGAAGGAGACACCAGCCUCAUGCUGUGCUGCGGCAACGCAGGAGACAGCGCGCUGCUGUCUCUGUUGCUGCAAGAACGCAGCUGCUGCAGCGUGAUGCUGCUGCUGCAGCAGCAGCAACAAAGCCUGCUGCUGCUGCUCCUGUUGCAGCAGCAGCAACAAAGCCUGCUGCUGCAGCAGGCAGCAAAAAAAACACUCAACUCUAA